AAUAAUUUUGAACACAAAUUAACAAAGUAACUAAAUUUUAAUUCAUGUCUUCAAUGGAGUACUCAGAAGAGGAGUUGUUCGAAUUUAGGCGGGGCUUUGCCAUUUUAGUCAAGGACGAGAGCAGAAGUGUCACCAUUAGGGAUUUGGAUACGGUGGUCACUGCUCUGGGAAAAUCUGCUACCGAGAAGGAGCUGCAGUCGAUGAUUAACGAGAUGGACUUGGAUGGCAACGGAUUCAUUGACUUUGAUAACUUCCUGCAGUCGAUGACGAUGCGCAUGACAUUUGAUCCCGACGAGGAUGAUAUUCGUGAGGCAUUCCGCGUCUUUGACAGAGAUAACACCGGCUUUAUAGGUCCUGAACAGCUACGGCGCGUUAUGCUGGAUCUGGAUAUCCUAAUGCAGGAUGACGAGUGCGAGGAAAUGAUUCGCGUGCAUGAUGUCGAUGCCGACGGCAAGAUCAGCUACGAGGAGUUUGUACAAAUGAUGACCUCCAAGUAGAGCCCAACAGCCACAAAUCAGCGAUCAUAAGCCCCCUAUUAAAUUUUUACUAAUCGGACAAAAUACCUUU
Molecule: messenger RNA, 567 nt
Organism: Drosophila navojoa
Lineage: Eukaryota; Metazoa; Arthropoda; Insecta; Diptera; Drosophilidae
Product: neo-calmodulin
Cellular component (GO): myosin II complex
Molecular function (GO): calcium ion binding
Source: RefSeq, a predicted model, not a curated record